This is a messenger RNA of Acanthocheilonema viteae, 1032 nucleotides long. The record is from the annotation of a GenBank genome assembly. NCBI's taxonomy places the organism in Eukaryota, Metazoa, Nematoda, Chromadorea, Rhabditida, Onchocercidae.
AUGAACCUGAAUAAUGCAGAAACAACGGAAAGAACCAUCAUUCUGUUCGAUGAUGGCGCUCAACUAAACUGCAUGGAGGAAAUUGGAUAUGACAAGAUGAGGAUUGCCCCAUUCGCCGAUGAAAAUCCAAAACUAUCCACUGUGGCAAGGGCACCGCUCGGAAUAAAAACCAUAGAAAACGAAUUGUACCCAUAGCAUACAAGAAAACCCAAUCUUCAUGAUAAUGAACAAGUAUUGGAGAAGUUUAAAGAAAAUAUCUUUAAAGUCAACGGAAAAUAUCAAGUAGCUUGGCCAUUAUCAAAGGACAAACUAAAGAAAAGAAUCAAAGGAAUCGAAGGGAAAGAAUCAAAGGACAAACUAACGGACAAAUUAACGGCAUGGGAAGAACUUAUAAGCGCAUGGCCAAAUCAUGUGAAGGAUUUACCACGUGUUACAGUUAUCCCAUUGAAAAAAACAACAAUUCAUGUCUUCACCGAUGCUUCAUCAGUCGCAUAUGCAGCUGCCAUGGCAUUGCACCGGAUACAAAAUCACUCUCCUCUACUACGAGAUUCAUACAAAAUAGAGCCGAGGAGAUACGAAACUCCAGAUCUUCAUUUCGUUAUAUUCCGGCUGAAAACAACCUCGCUUAUCAGAGGAAUAACUCCCACCAAACUCGAAGAACAUGAAUCAUGGUGGAGAGGACCUUACUGGAAUAGCAAAAGCUUUGAUCGCCUUAUUUCCUUCUUCACUACCGGAGCGGCUCAUCUUGCAUUAGUAGACGAUCUAUCUGCUCAGAGCUUUCUGCAUGUCCUCAGAAGAUUCGUAGCUCGACGCGGUUAUCCCGAACUAGUACUAAGCGACAAGGCCAGUUACUUUCAGUCACCAAGAAGUGUAGAAAAAAGGGCUCCCGUCGAAGGAGAAGUCGUUCCGAUCAAUGAACAGAAUGGGUUGAUGGAAACUUGUCCGAAUAGAAAAACUCAAUAUAAGUCGAGACAAAAGAAUACGAAGUCUCUGAUCAAACUACCAAGUCAGAAACUUGUCAAUCGACUAUAA